Molecule: messenger RNA, 2474 nt
Organism: Cadophora gregata
Lineage: Eukaryota; Fungi; Ascomycota; Leotiomycetes; Helotiales; Ploettnerulaceae
Exons: 4
Coding region: 799-1518 (239 amino acids)
Cellular component (GO): EMC complex
Source: RefSeq, a predicted model, not a curated record
UGGGAUUGCGAUCCGGAAAAGGUGAAAGGUUAUCUAUCAAAUUUGCUUGCUAUGCUAGAUUCAACCCACAGAUUUGACUGGUUGUUAGCAAUAAUGGGAACAGCAAUAAGGCUCAUUCAGUAAGUCUCCAUGCCAAACACUCUAGCGAUUUUGAAGCUUGGAAUACGCAACUGACGACAGCUAGAAACCUAAUGAACAAGCCAGCGCAACAAUCUCCCAUGUGUGCUUCCCAACCAUGACCUCCUGCCCAUCGUGUUUCUUCAUGAUUAAUUGACAAGUUGCCUAGGAUUCUCCAAUGUGUGUAGAUAGCAUUUUGUGUGACAAAGGUCUCUCUGUUCGAGUGAAGAACCGAAUUGAAAACGUGGGUGUGAAGGACAAAAUACGCUUAUAUUGACUGACUGGGUCGGUCAGAUAACUUUGAACUAGAGAACAUCAAGACUUAGGUGUCGUGAAGAGAACAAUGAAAACUUCGCCGAAGAAGAUCCUGUAGGCUAAAGAGCUCCAAUCAGCUACUAGCGAGAAGCAUUGAAUGGCCCUGCAAUUGAACAGGAAUCAUAGAUAAGACAGAGCAUGCAUAAAUCCAAGUGGGAAAAAUACCUUAUGACCGCAGGUCUGCACUGCGGAACUGACAAAGUGAUGUUGACAGAGGCUUGAAAUAGGCGACCAGAAUCCGUUGUGGUUAAGUACAUAUAAUAAGCCUCGGGUAAACUUUCCAAGCUCCCCAAGCAUCAUCGAAGCCUCCCGCAGACCUCACUCGAAGCUCACCACGAUUAGCUCUCAACCACAAAAACACCCACAAUGCUUCGCACCAGCAUCACCGGGCUCCUCGCCCUCCCUCUCGUCCUCGCGACCCACCUCCGCAUCACAAUUCCCUCAACACCAAUCCUGCAGCACCCCUCGACGCUGCCACCUUCCACACACGCAACGCUCACGACGCUCUCGCACCACUACUCUGCGCCACUCACAACUUCCAACUCCUUCGACUUCCGCAAUGUCACAUCUGGAAGCUACUUGCUUGAUGUCCAUUCCCACACGCAUUUCUUCGCGCCGCUGAGAGUCGAUGUUUCGGAGGGUAAGGUUGUGGGACACGCCGCUGGUGAGGCGGAAGUACAGGUUUGGGGAACUUUCAGAGGGAACGAAUGGAGUAAUAAGGGAGAGGUUAGGGAGGUGAAGGAGAUUGAGGAUAGAGUUGGUGUAUGGGGAUUCGAGGUCAAGUGUGUCGGCACAAAGGAGUAUUUGAUUGAGAGGACUGGCUUCUCACCAAUGUCGAUCUUGAAGAACCCUAUGAUACUUAUUGCCGGUGUCAGCAUGAUUCUGGUAUUUGGAAUGCCAUAUAUUAUGGAUAACAUGGACGACGAAUUCAAAGCCGAGUUUGCCGAGAGCCAGAAGAGAUCUCCUUUGGGCGGCGGGCAGGCGGCCCCGAACCCAUUGCAGAACUUCGAUGCUGCUGCUUGGCUAGCUGGAUCGAGUACACCGAAGAGGAGCGAGACGCCUGUUGAGAAAGGGGUGACAAGGUGAUGAAGGCUGGGAAGCGAUAUGAGGCAGGAGUGAAGCUCAACCCAAAGUCGGGUUCUGUGAGCUUGGUGGAGAGCUGGUUUUGUGUAUAUUUACCAGCAAUAUAGAGCUGAGACCCGACAGCUGUCCUCGGACUACUGAAUAUGUAAACGAAAAUUCAAAGAAACUCUUUUCGACGCAGGCUAUUUUUUGCUAGUAUCCUAUUUAUCAUCCGUACACUGCUCAGCUCCACAACGAUACUUCACAUUCCACCCUAUAUGUCAGUGUCAUACUCCUCAAGAGCAUCUUAAUCGCUCCAUUAUCGAAGCAAGAGCAAACCCCAGGGUCGGCAGUCACACAAUAGUAAGCUUCAAGACAAAGACUUCGACACUUCACCGCCAACUAGCACAUUCCAAACCUUUUUCAUCGGCUCCCCAUUCACUCAACAUCACAAGAAAGAAUCGUCCCACCGCCUCCCACCUGUACCUAGUCUCAUUCUCCCCAGUCUAGCUCAUCACCCUAAAAAGCACGACUUGCAACAAAACAGUACCAACAAAGCAGAAGUAAAAUCUAAAGUUUCAACUACUACUAGUUGGGACACCGCACCGCUAAAAGAUAGCCACGGAGCAAGCGUGCGUUCGCUAAUUAAUGGUGCUGCGAAGUUGAUGCGAGGGAGUCCCGGAAUUUGCGUUAGUUUUGGCUUUAGAUGGACUUGGGCUUUGGCCACGAUGUGGCCGGAGCAGAUGUAAGCGGAGAGCCACCUGAGUGGGUACGAGAUAAGGACAUUCUGAGUUAUGGAGCUCUGAAUAAUGGGGCCUGGCUGUGAUUUAUCUUCUUUUGACACCGGGGGUUGUGGAACGGCUUGGUAUGCAUACAGCGUGCAGAUUUCGGAUGCAGGAACGAAUAGCACAAACAUUGUUUACUUAUUUCCGAAUGUGCGACAAUAAGUAUGUCCAAAGCACUGUGUACUCCAGAGAACA